GGCUGAAUCAGUUCGAGAGACCGGUCUUUCCGGCGGCCUGGCCUUGAUGUACUAAUGUCGGGACUACAUUUCCCGGCCUGCCCUUUUUCCUGCUCGUCACUUGCCAUGUGCUUCUUGUUUUCCCAGCAUCCCCUAUCUACUUCCGGGUUCCGGAACUGUGAUAGGAGAAAGUAAAGGAACUCUGCCCCUCUCCACGCCAUGGCGGAGGUGAUACAGAAGAAGCUUCAGGGGGAAUUGGAGAAGUACCAGCAGCUACAGAAGGACUUGAGUAAGUCUAUGUCUAGUCGACAGAAGCUGGAGGCACAACUGACAGAAAAUAACAUCGUGAAAGAGGAGUUAGCGUUACUGGAUGGGUCCAAUGUGGUGUUUAAGCUUCUGGGCCCAGUGUUGGUCAAACAGGAACUGGGGGAGGCUCGAGCUACUGUGGGCAAGAGACUGGACUAUAUCACCGCAGAGAUUAAAAGAUAUGAAUCUCAGCUCCGAGACCUUGAGAAACAGUCUGAAAAACAACGUGAAGCCCUGGCUCAGUUACAGCAGGAGUUCCAGCGUGCCCAGGCUGCCAAGGCAGGGUCUAUGGGAAAGGCUUGACCUCUCUGGUUGGAGACGGAAUAAAGGAGGGAAAGACUGUGGGUUACCUGCACUGUGGCAAAUAAAAUGUGAAAAGACCUGA
Molecule: messenger RNA, 670 nt
Organism: Dromiciops gliroides (monito del monte)
Lineage: Eukaryota; Metazoa; Chordata; Mammalia; Microbiotheria; Microbiotheriidae
Gene: PFDN6
Product: prefoldin subunit 6
Exons: 5
Coding region: 199-588 (129 amino acids)
Biological process (GO): chaperone-mediated protein complex assembly; protein folding
Cellular component (GO): prefoldin complex; cytoplasm
Molecular function (GO): protein-folding chaperone binding
Source: RefSeq, a predicted model, not a curated record